CCUGUAGCUGCAGUAGAUGCAGGUGAUUGUAGUGAUGACAAGUGGCGACGUAAAUGUCAGGGCUAGUGAGUCAUUAAAAUAAUUUGUUUCUUUUAUUUAAUUUAUAUUGUUUGUAUUUUAUGUUGAAAUUUAACAAUAAACCGUAAUUCUUCAAGACUUUAACAACUUGGAUAACGACGGUAAAAUUCCAAAUUAAAAAUGCCACGGCCUUUACCUGAAGCUUCUGGAAAUAUUGGAAAUUUUAUGAGCAAACCAGCAAGAGGUUGGCUGCAUCCAGACCAACUGAUAGGCAAGAAAGGAGUUACUUAUGCAGUGCGGUAUAUUGGAUGUCUUGAAGUCAAUACUUCAAUGAAAAGUCUCGAUUUUGACACAAGAUUCCAAGUUGCAAAGGAAUGUAUCAACAGAGUUUGUGAGGCAGCCAGUCUCAAAACUGUAGACAAGAAACGUAAGGUGGAUAAACGGGUGAGCCGCAGUAUUGGCGAGCAGCCACUGAUGGAUCACGCAGGUACCAACGUGAAACUGAAUGUCUCCAGCACAAGCCUGUCCCUGCGUGCACUAGACUCUGGGCAAGUUAUAGCUACCCAUGACAUGCCUCGGAUAUCCUUUGCCUCUGGUGGAGACGUGGACACCCUGGACUUUGUUGCUUAUGUGGCCAAGGAUCUGAACGACUGGCGAGCCUGCUAUGUACUGGAGUGUGGUGGUGGCCUUGCCCAGGAUGUUAUCACUACCAUUGGACAGGCAUUUGAGCUGCGGUUCAAACAGUUUCUCACUCUGCCAUCUGUCCCGUCCACAGUAAGAGCAGACGACAGAGAGUAUUACAAUGAUCUUCCGGGCAAGGUACCACCAGAUGUGGGACCACCCCCUGUACCACCCCUUCCCAAUGCCACAUCCAUCGCACAGUCUAAUAGUGUGGACAAGACGAAACCUAAUCAGGUUCAACCUAGAGAAAGGCUAGCUUCUACAAAUUUAAUAGAUUUAAAUUGUGAUAUUAUCGGUCCUCCGCAUCGUCCCCAUGACUAUGUUAACGAUAUCGUAAUCAAUAGCAAUCGAUCACCAAGGGAUGUCUUUGAUAUGCAGCCAUUUGUAAGUGGAGGCCUGGUUGGCGUGAGUAACACAGCAGCAGGGACUGUCACAGAGGCAUCGGAACAGACAGAGAGGAGUCGGCUACAGAGUGAGGCGUGGUUCCAUGGCUCCAUCAGCCGCCAGCAGGCAGAGCUGUUGCUCAAACAGGAUGGUGAUUUCCUAGUAAGAGAAUCUCAAGGGUCUGCAGGUCAAUACGUGUUGACAGGUCUUCAGGGUGGGGUCAAGAAACAUUUGCUCCUUAUUGAUCCAGAGGGUGUAGUAAGAACGAAGGACCGUAUGUUUGAAAGUGUUAGCCACUUGAUUAACUAUCACUGUCAGAACCAGCUACCGAUAAUCUCUGCGGAGAGUGCACUAGUUCUGCGUAACCCUGUCCCUCGCACUUCCCUGUAACUUACUCCUGAGCCUCAGCCGCGGCAGUGUUCUCGUAGUUAUGUAUUGUUGAAGGUUUUAAUGUAAAUUAGUUUAUUUUUCCAUAAACUGUAAACAGACAAUGUUCCAAGUUUGGCCUAAUAUGUUCUAAGAUGCCAAUUUAUAAUUAUUAUUACGUUUUUUUAAAGGCUAAUGUUGUUUCUAAUGCGGUAUAUAGUUACCAAAGUGUUUUUACUACAGCAGUAUUCAAAUAUUUUAAAAACAAUUUUCUAUUUUAUUUUAUUAAAAUUAGAUACUUGCAUGUAUUUUUUAACAAUAGUAGAUAUUUUAAAAUAUAUAUUUUUUUCUAUAUACAUUAUUUUGUUUGCAUGUAUUUGUUAAGAACUUCCAUUACAUUGCCAUGUUAUACAGAAUUAUAACUCAAAUAAAAUAUAUUCUAGCGA
Messenger RNA from Homalodisca vitripennis (glassy-winged sharpshooter), 1895 nucleotides. It is a transcript of the gene Shc, whose product is annotated as SHC-transforming protein 1. Bases 199 to 1473 code for a protein of 424 amino acids. Lineage: Eukaryota; Metazoa; Arthropoda; Insecta; Hemiptera; Cicadellidae. Gene Ontology annotation, biological process: intracellular signal transduction; cell surface receptor protein tyrosine kinase signaling pathway. Gene Ontology annotation, cellular component: plasma membrane. The transcript has 11 exons. The record is from RefSeq and is a predicted model, not a curated record. Gene Ontology annotation, molecular function: receptor tyrosine kinase binding.